AUGGAUCUAACUUAUAUUCCUGAAGAUUUAUCCAGUUGUCCAAAAUUUGGAAAUAAAUCUUGCCCUCCCAUCAACCAUUCUUUGCAUGUCCGAGUGAUAAUGUAUUCUAUUAUGACUGCAGCCAUGUUUAUCACCAUCUUUGGAAACUUGGUUAUAUCACAUUUCAAACAGCUUCACUCUCCCACAAAUUUUCUGAUUCUCUCCAUGGCAACCACUGACUUUCUGGGGGGUUUUGUCAUUAUGCCAUACAGCAUGGUACGAUCAGUGGAGAGCUGCUGGUAUUUUGGGGAUGGCUUUUGUAAAUUCCAUGCAAGCUUUGACAUGAUGCUAAGCCUAACCUCCAUUUUCCAUCUGUGUUCCAUUGCUAUUGAUCGAUUUUAUGCCGUGGGUUACCCUUACUACUCAGCCACAAUGACCACCUCCAUGAUAAAGCGACUGUUGGCAUUUUGCUGGUCGGCCCCUGCUCUUUUUUCAUUCAGUUUAGUUCUAUCUGAGGCCAAUGUUGCUGGUAUGCACCGCUACGAGAUUCUUGUUGCUUGUUUCCAUUUCUGUGCACUUACUUUCAACAAAUUUUGGGGGACGAUAUUGUUCACUACUUUCUUUACUCCUGGCUCCAUCAUGGUUGGCAUUUAUGGCAAAAUCUUUAUUGUUUCCAAACAACAUGCAAAAGUUAUCAGCAAUAUGCCUGAGAACACAAAGGGCGAAGUGAAAAAAAAAAACUUAUCUAAGAAAAAGGACAGAAAAGCAGCUAAGACCCUGGGUAUAGUAAUGGGGGUGUUUCUAGCUUGCUGGCUGCCUUGCUUUCUUGCUGUUUUGAUAGACCCAUAUUUAGACUAUUCCACUCCCAUAAUAGUACUUGAUCUUUUAGUGUGGCUUGGGUACUUCAACUCUACUUGCAACCCCCUCAUUCAUGGUUUUUUUUAUCCAUGGUUUCGGAAAGCUCUUAAGUACGUAGUGUCAGGCAAAAUAUUUAGUUCUCACUCAGAAACUGCAAAUCUGUUUCCUGAAGCACAUUAA
This is a messenger RNA of Leptonychotes weddellii (Weddell seal), 1017 nucleotides long. Its product is annotated as trace amine-associated receptor 3-like. Lineage: Eukaryota; Metazoa; Chordata; Mammalia; Carnivora; Phocidae. Gene Ontology annotation, biological process: G protein-coupled receptor signaling pathway. The record is from RefSeq and is a predicted model, not a curated record. Gene Ontology annotation, cellular component: membrane. Gene Ontology annotation, molecular function: trace-amine receptor activity.